Messenger RNA from Drosophila erecta, 567 nucleotides. It is a transcript of the gene levy, whose product is annotated as cytochrome c oxidase subunit 6A, mitochondrial. Gene Ontology annotation, molecular function: enzyme regulator activity. The record is from RefSeq and is a predicted model, not a curated record. The transcript is spliced from 2 exons. Gene Ontology annotation, cellular component: mitochondrial inner membrane. Gene Ontology annotation, biological process: mitochondrial electron transport, cytochrome c to oxygen. Bases 90 to 419 code for a protein of 109 amino acids. NCBI's taxonomy places the organism in Eukaryota, Metazoa, Arthropoda, Insecta, Diptera, Drosophilidae.
ACAAGUCACGACAUUUCUUGCACAUAGCCCAUCCCUAUUUACUUGUCAAAACAGCAAAUUUUCAUUCGGGCCAAGAAUCGACUGAAAAUAUGUCCGCUAUUCUAAACCACGCAAUUCGCCGCCAAUUCGGCGCCACUGCCGCCCGGAAUAUGUCCGGCACCGCCGCCGUGGCCGGCGAGCACUCCGGUGGCUACAAGGUGUGGAAGCGCCUGUCCUUCUUCGUGGCCGUGCCCGCCGUGGGACUGUGCAUGCUGAACGCCUACCUGAAGCACCAGGAGGAGCACGACAAGCCUCGCCAGGAGUUUGUCAAGUACGAGUACCUGCGCCGCCGGGAGAAGCGCUUCCCCUGGGGUGAGGGCCAGAAGAGUCUGUUCCACAACCCCCACGUGAACCCCCUGCCCGACGGCUACGAGCACUAGAUGGCCACCGCCUCCGGUCCCCGGGGACUAUUCGUUGUUUGGUAGUGAUAAACGUUAAUGUAAACUGAACCUUAGGCGGAAAUACACAGAAAACACAUUUACCCAAACUCCCGUUGGCGCUUCAAUAAAGAUCAAAAAAGAGCGAGGA